CUGGGACUGCCCACAGCGACACUGUGCUGUACUGCCAUCACUCCUCCCUUGAAUCAGCCGCUGCUGGUCGCAGCAGUAUAAUAACACGCUGCUCUCGCCUCCUUCCCCUCAUGGGCAUGGAGCUCAACCUUAGUACUAUUCCCACCCUCUCUCUACCUGGCUUGCCCAGGCCUUGUUAACUUAUCAUUCUCGGAUGAUUGACGUUUUCAGGUUGCAGGAGUUCGAGAGGGCUCGCCGCCGCAGCAGCAGCUUCAUCCAUGUUGCUGAGCCAGGACUACCCUCUUGAGGAUGGAUUUUGGGGCUGGAAGUUAUAGGUUUGGGUCGUUGCCGUUGUGGGCUCAUAAUUGCGAGCUUUUCCUGGUCGAAGGGCAGGUCAUUACUACUGGUUGGAGUGUUUGAUCAGUGCGUCUGCGGCGUUGCUUUUUUGAGCUGAUUUUCGGUUUCUCUGCUGCACUGGACUGAGUUGAGACAAUUGUUUGCGAUGCACUCAGCUCCACUUCUCGUUGUCUUUCAGUGUGAAGCUCUGCUAUCAUCUCCGGGAGCGUUUGCGACUUCCGUUGGUUAGAUUAGAACAUGGUGUCUUGGUUUGGGUCUUAGGUCGGACAACUCACGAGGUAUCGAUUUCGUCUCCUGCUUCUCAGUACCUGCAUACCUGUCGAAAUUAGCUCGUGAUUGUCGAGCAGGUCGCUAGAACAAUGGCGAAGCAGUCAUCAACUCUGCUCAAAUUGCACAUCGGAAGUGGUGUGUUUUCUCUCGUUACCAGACUGGUUGCCUCUUCAGCUCUGCCUACCAUAGCUCAGCAUUUUCGUCUUUUACGCUGCACUGGGUCGAAGCCCUCAAUUCGAGUCUUAUACCUUUGAAUUUACUAGAUGAUACCUUCUUCAAUUAAUGCUAGACUGCUCAACUCGUUUCCCGAAAGCGGAGGAGUUUCGGCAACGAUUCAAGUUUAAGAUAUAUCUCAGAGCACUCUUGCUGUUGAAAUAAUCGAAAAGAAAACGGAACAUUCUGCUUUUGAGCUCGCCCCAUGAGUUUGAUGAAGAGGGACGUGAAGAUGCUCAUAUCACUGAAAACAGUUGUUGGGACUGACGAGGCAUCUGCAGUUUUGUUGCAAGAUUUACUCCAGGGGGAAGCUCUCUUGCCUAUCCUGGACUAUCAUGCCCUAAUGACGUACCAGUGCCAGCAAGUCGGCGGAUUCCGUGAUGCUUGUGAUGCAGCCUGCAAGACUGCUUGUCGGUUUGAAGAAACCUGCCCCUUGAUUAGCGAUUCGUGCGACUUGGGGAGCUCCUUUCUGUCCAAAAUUAGAGACUCAAAUCCUUCAUAUUCCCUUCAACAACGAAAUCCUUUUUGUUCUGAAGAUAUCGCUAUGCCUGAUGCUUUGAGAAUUGACCCAACACCAGAACGCAAGGUAGGGCACGACACUCUGGAGGCCGUGUCAGUGCUACAAGAGACGGAGGCAAAUUCCCGCUCAGGUUUAGGGUUCUUCACACAUUCAUACUCACUGCUGGACCUUUUAGAGAACCUUGCUACGUGCUCAGAGAUGAUGUCUUCCGCAAUUUUCAAGCUAAUCCAGGCGCUGCGGCUUCAAGGAUUGAUCGAGGCCAGGGCCAUAAUCCUACCUGGGCCGCCUCCUCGACACUUUGAACACCUCCAGCUCCGCAAACUGCUCUUGCUUUGAAAUUUAGAGUACCCGAGAGUGGUGCGUGUAUUGCACAGAUUUUACGGGACCCACCUAGGUUUCCCAACGAUUCCCUCGUAUCCUCUUCCCCCGCGUUAAUAAACCCCUUACCAUACAACCUAGACUAGGCUACAUGUAUUCACAAUAGUUUCUGUGUUAAUUUCAGUCAUAGUGAACAUUGCUGCAGUGUCGCGAGCGUCUUUCGUGUCUUGGUUUCCAUGCAGCAUUUGUUAUUCUAGCUCUAUCUGCGCAAUUAGUUGCGACACUUGCACCUUUCUCGGAUGCAAGUGUUUUUGAUGUCACAAUCCUAGCGGGAAUUGACAGACAUGUCAAAAUCUUGUUCUGGAUUUAAGUGCAUCAUAAUUUUUGUAUUAAGUUUUGAGUUGAAUGUGCAUGUGUGACAAUUUCAUAGCGUC
Messenger RNA from Physcomitrium patens, 2091 nucleotides. RefSeq lists its product as uncharacterized. The record is from RefSeq and is a predicted model, not a curated record. NCBI's taxonomy places the organism in Eukaryota, Viridiplantae, Streptophyta, Bryopsida, Funariales, Funariaceae.